Messenger RNA from Trichoplax adhaerens, 732 nucleotides. RefSeq lists its product as uncharacterized. NCBI's taxonomy places the organism in Eukaryota, Metazoa, Placozoa, Uniplacotomia, Trichoplacea, Trichoplacidae. Bases 1 to 732 code for a protein of 243 amino acids. The transcript is spliced from 6 exons. Gene Ontology annotation, cellular component: mitochondrial matrix. Gene Ontology annotation, biological process: cytosolic ribosome assembly. The record is from RefSeq and is a predicted model, not a curated record.
AUGUCGAAAAUUCUCCAAGUGAUGUCCAGCCGAUUACUCUAUUCUACUGUACAACGAUCAUUUACUAGGUCGUUCCAUGUUAGUUCUUCAGUAGCCAGCAAGUAUUUACGUAGCAGUUUAUUGGAUAACUCAACCUCUGUUUUUCGGCUACCACCACAAGCCCAAAAUUAUCAAUUCUUACCGAGACGUCUCCUCGCCUCUCAAAGUGAUGUGCAGGCAGUUGACUAUUUCAAUCGAGAAAUUGAACUGGAAUCCCAAGCAUUAUCAAAUCUCCCAACGAUAAAGAAUUUUAAAUGUGAAAUACAAGGGACUCGUGCAACUUUUUGUCGAGAGCUAAAUAACGAAAGUAUAACUGUUACUAUGGAUAUCAAUGAUAACGUGGAAUCAAAUAUACCGGAAUUUGAUCCUGACGAGAAUGUGGAUGAGGACGAUAUAGAUGGUGGAGAUAGGAUAUUUAUUCACUGCUCAAUCGAUACGGAGAGUACUCCAGAUACCCCGUUUUCUUUGAAUGAGAUUUACGUUCUUCCUAACGGUGUUGACGAAAAAAAUGCAUACUGUACCCGAGCUGAGAAUCAAGAUUCGGAAUUUUACGAGGUUAUAUAUAAUAGCUUGAGAGACCGAGGAAUAGAUCAUAAUUUUGGCCAACAGUUGAAGGAUUUUUGUGAUGUAUUGGAGCAUUCGGAGUAUUAUAAGUUUUUGCAAACUGUCCGUGAUUUCUUUAAAGCGGAAUAA